GUCCACAGAUAUUUGUCCACAGCCGCAAGGGGUUUGUAUUUAUUACACAAUCCUCAUCGCUCUUGUCGCCUCUACUUGAUCACUGAUCCAUAUUUCGCUUACGCCCAGCUCACUUUCCAGCGGUCGAGUUUAUCUUGGAGUUUUUGGUAUCACCAUGAAGCCCUUCUCAUCCCCGAAGGCAUCCUCCCGCCCCGUGCUUAGGAUUACUAUUCCGACAGUUAAAAAAACAUCUUCAUGGCGCUCCAUGGCACUAGUAUUGCAAUCUUCGAGAGUCCCUGCGUUUUCGUGGAGACGAUUGCUUCGUCCCUCACGAAAGAACAAGUCCUGUGAUGGCGAAACACAUCUCACCGAAGGUCUUACCUCACCGUCUGAGACACUUGUCGGGUCUCCGAUCCAGGAGAAAUUGACUAGUCCGAAACUGGUCCGUUUCGCUGACUCGCCAACGUACUUCCGCACCAGGCGCCGAAUCAAACCUCACAGGUCCCCCACUCCAAAGGGGGCAUUGCGCUCCUGUCUUGUCAUAAAUAAUACCGACCCCUUCAGAGAGUUGCUUUCGGAUGAUGACGACGACCAUUCCGUAUAUGAAGAUUGCCUUACAUCCUACCCUGGCUUCUUCAGGGAUAUGGAGGAUCUUCUAGAGCGCGAACAUUUCGAGCAGAUAGAACUUGAAAAGUCUCGCUCUCCUUCCUGGGAGCUCACUGAAUUUGGCUGCACGAAGAUGGACCCGCAAGAUUAUUUGAGCUUCUGCUUGGCUACGCAAGCAGAGAAAAAAUUACGACAAGACAUCGAAGGGUGUAGGAAGGUCGUCUACGACCAUCCGAUGACGUUACGCUGGCCUAGCCGGGAGGUUACUGAGCGACCAGUUCAGGAACCUCCAGUCAUUCCGAUGACACCCCCACGACUUUUCGUUCCAGAGCCCACACCGGUAACUCUCAGUUGGCAUGAGCAGAUUGCAUGUGAUGUCACUGAUAUGCUGAUUUCGCUAUGCAUUGGGCUUACCAUCUACAUGUGCAUUUAUAUUUGGGGCAUCUAUUGUUUCUUUAGUGGCGUUUUUCUGGAUGAAGAGUAGCUGCCAUUGGUAUCCAGGGGAUCGAGAA
Molecule: messenger RNA, 1097 nt
Organism: Suillus plorans
Lineage: Eukaryota; Fungi; Basidiomycota; Agaricomycetes; Boletales; Suillaceae
Exons: 4
Coding region: 155-1069 (304 amino acids)
Source: RefSeq, a predicted model, not a curated record